AUGGUGUUCUUGAUUGUGGAUUUUAGCGAAGUAAGCCGGGGUGGCGUGAAAGCGCGGGUCCAGGUUACACCGAACAGCCUGCUGUCGGAAGUUCUGCGACAAGCCUGGGAACAGGUGCAGACAAGGUGCGGGAGCGCUGUUGGCGACGCUGCCGAGCCUCGGCUCGCAUCUUUACCGGCAAACUGGGGACUUCGGCAUGGGAAACGCUGGCUAGACUUGUCGCUACCUUUUCGGCUGUCGGGUUUAUCGGCUCAGGCCCGGAUAGUUGUUGACGAGCGCAGUGUCAGUGAAACGGCGAAGACGAGCGUUACUGGAAAACCUGGACAGACAGCAGACCUCGCUCAGGGCGUCACACCUGCGCAUUCGCUGACUGUGGCUGUGCAGUACGAGAGCGACCCCCCAGAGCGCUACAUCGCACCUGCAGUAUUGGAGGAUACGCUCUGGAGCGUGCUCGAGCGGGCGAAUCCGGAGCGUCUGUGGUGGUGCCGCCCCUACUUGCUAGUCGCACGGUACCUGGAGACUGCGCACUAUGGAGUCAGCCAUUUUCGAAGCCUCCGCUUACGAGAUCUGGGCCUAAGUCCGGGCACGCGUCUCCUGAUUCGAAUACAGUGCCUCACCACGGAUGACGACUCCGGUGGCUGGGAGGAGGUGGAAGCGUCGGCAGGGGCGGCUCGAUCGCCGGUCGCUUCCAACAGGCACGAUCACGCGGAUGCAACAGGCGGUUCUGAUAUCGCAUCUGUGGACAAGGUGAGCAGCGGUCAGGCGGCGACGCGAGAAUCACAGGCAACUGCCGAUUUGCAUCUGCAGCAUGUCGAGCAGCAAAGUACGCACCUGGUUUUGGGAAAUCCAGGAGCGAAGUCCGCUUUCGUGGAUGCCCCAGCACGCGUGCUCGACACUGUCUCCCGAACGAUCGAGGAGCCAGCAGCAUCAUCUCCGCAAGGAGAGCGCGUGCCGGUUACUGGCUCCAGUGAUCCCUCGACUGCCAAUGGUGAUCGGCAAAGAGACACGCGAGCCGACGCGAGCACGAACCCACGGACACCGUCGCCUUCAAGUCGAGGCGCGAGGCCGUCCACUUACGCUCUUGUCGAGAUGCACGAAGUGGACACCUCUGUCCCGAAAGUCGAUGGAGUCGUAGCUGAGCCAGCGGAUGCACGAAACUCGGCCUCGUCGGUGAACACGGAAUCAGGUACAACCCAGAUACCUAUACAGGGAGCGGAGUCAACCUCGGAGCUGCUGAUUCCAGGUCGCACUGCAUCUGACGCCCCUGUUUUAGAGACGAACGGAAAUGCAGGAGCACCUGCAGGUCAGGUGCCUGAGCGGUAUGUCCGUUUCUACCUGCCGACGACGAUCCGCUUUGAUGCGCAGCUCCUCGACCUACCCGAUACUUUUUACGAUCUAACACCGGGGGAACUGCGACGGAUCCUUCAUGCACAGCAGCGACAACAGGAAGAAGCAACCGUUCUCCGAACCCGCAGGCAUACAACUGCUUCACGAGCAGGCGCAACGCAGCCGGAGCAGUGUGUGGUACGUGUCCGGCUUCCCGAUCAGACGGUCAUUGAGGGUCGUUUCUGGUGCAACGAAAGCCUAGACGACCUGUACGCUUUCGUGCGGCGCUUUGUAACGAGCACGAACGGGGCCUUGGACGCAUUCAAGCUCUAUCAAACGCCACCGAAACGGGUGCUGCAUGCCGGGCCAACAACGCUGCACCAAGUGCAACUCUGCCCAGCUUCUGUGCUAGUCCUGGUUCCGUCAACAUCGAAUACGUAUGUUACUCUGGGCUUGCGCCCAGAAUUUCGUUCUCGCUUGGAGAAGUCCCCGCUGGAGGCUGCAUUUGCGAAGGAGGUUGCACAGGCAGAGGCGCUGCGUCGCGAGUAUGCUGGUGUCAUUUCGUCACCACAUACCACGCCACCGGAGGCUGCCGCGGCGACCGCAGACGGCACGGCAGCCAACGCCGGCAAGCAGAUUCGUUCGGAAGAUGCAGGUACCGGAGAUCGCGAGCCGGAUGCUUUCUCGAAGGCGGAUAGAGCUCGCAACGACGCUGAGCAGCAGUUGAAGCAGCGGUUGCCCAAGUGGUGGCGGCGUCCUCCAGGUGGGCGUUCGUGA
Cyanidioschyzon merolae strain 10D is the source of this 2103-nucleotide messenger RNA. RefSeq lists its product as hypothetical. Gene Ontology annotation, molecular function: protein binding. The record is from RefSeq and is a predicted model, not a curated record. The transcript has a single exon. NCBI's taxonomy places the organism in Eukaryota, Rhodophyta, Bangiophyceae, Cyanidiales, Cyanidiaceae. The coding region runs from base 1 to 2103 and encodes 700 amino acids.